Somion occarium is the source of this 2051-nucleotide messenger RNA. The record is from the annotation of a GenBank genome assembly. NCBI's taxonomy places the organism in Eukaryota, Fungi, Basidiomycota, Agaricomycetes, Polyporales, Cerrenaceae.
GGCUGAAGUGGCACUUUGCAUUCAAAUUUCAGCGUUCAACGACGAGGAAGGAAGCACACUUGCAAAAUUCUCAUUAAACACUACAUCCUCGCAAUCAAGCUCUUUUGGAGACAGAUAACCAUCCACAUAAUACUGCAUUGCCUGUAACACGAUAUCCCGACACAAUGGAGGUGGUGAUUUUCCGGAGACGACCAUCGGCCUCGUGUCUGUCCCUAUGACAGCCUGAGUAACAUAAGUAUGUUCGGAUGCUCUCCAUAAUUAUGCAUUGCAUAUGUUCCAUAAUUGAGAGCAAUAUGCAAACCGCUAGCUACCUUCCCGGCAUUUAUGAGUGUGGCAGUGGCGUACGACGACGACGGGCUCCCUUGUCGCAUCAAAGUUCGACGAACAGAGGUAAAGCGGGAAUUGCCGUCUAGACGAGAAUUAGAAGGCGCAUACUUGGCCAAACAUGUACUUACUACUCGCACUUCACAUGCACUGACUACUUCGUUACGUCUACUUAGAAUUCUCCUUCGUACACAAUUGUACGCUAUUCAAUACGCCACUCUUUCUUCAUAGAAAGGCUGUAGCGCUGACGUGAAACCUGAGCAAUGUCUCUGCAGAACUUACCGGUUGAGGUGCGUUUCUGUCAAUUGGUCAUUGUAAAGUUUCCUCAGUAUGUUUCACAGCUCCUGUACGAGAUUUUCAUGUAUGGCCAAUCGGAGAACCUCCCGCUGGUCUCGCAGCAUUUUUAUGCUGUCUUUAAAUCUGCACCCACAUCCGUGCUAUCACAGUAUUUGAUAUCCAGGCAUUAUGGGCUCAAUCUCGUGGUCAAGAGUCUACGGUACCCUUUCUGUGAUCAGCAUGUACUGGAGGCUAUCUUCCGAGGCCUCUCCGACACCGUCGCUUCUCAGGACAUCUCGUGGGCGACGGAGCUUCCACGCAGACUCUUUCGAUCACUUCAACCGAAGUCGGGGUCGCGUGCGGGGGACAAACGACAGCGGGACGAAGGGUGGACUCGUGAUGAUUACCCAUUACCAUUUCUACGAUACAUCGAUGACCAUCCACGCCUACACCCGCCGAAUAUGAAUGCAUGGGACGGGUAUGCCCUGACUAAGGCUGUUGCCGCCGGACAUACCCCGCUCAUACGUUUCUUACUCGAGCACGGAGCUAAUCCUGGAUGCAAAGGCGGGCUAGCAGUCAAGGUGGCUAUUCAGCAGAAGGAUUUGGAAUUGGUCAAGCUACUCAUCGAGCGUGAUGGCUCAGUCCCCGUUCUGGAAGCACCAAAGGACCGUAAGAAAGCUCGUGUAGAGAUUAGGGAUGGCCCCUCCCCGAAAGGAAAGACAAUGUCAAAACCGAACAGGGCGAAGAAGAGAAGGCUGGAGGAUAGACUAGCCGUUACUCAGGAUAUGCUCAAGAUCGCUGUUCGAUGCGACGCCAGGUCCAUCGUAGAAUACUUCAUGAACGAGAAGGGCUGCGUCCCGGAUAUGCAAACCAUCAUGAUGAUGUCUCCUUGAUCUAGGACACCUACUGGUUGAAGGUUGAUAAGACAAUAAUGGAUGAGUCCGCUCUCCAUUUCAUCUGAAAGCUACAUCCAAUGGCGUCGUGUUGUGAACUCAGGUCAUUCCGCACACAACUUUCGACAUCUCAACCUUGUCGCACUGCAAAGUUCAUCAACUCUGCCGACAGAGGGAAAGAAGACGCGGCGUUCAGGAUCGCAUUCUGGCUCGGCACCACCUCGCGAUAUGACUCUACAUGUCGAAUUGCACUCGAGGCCUCAGCGCACGAAGAGAAGAAUGCCCACGCAGCUUUAUUAGCUAGAUGAGUUUGUAGGGCCGAACAGGAUGGUCAUAUCUCGCAUUGAUCCAAGUGAGAAACAUCUAGAUGGACAGGUGUAUUGAAUGGGGUCGAAAACAUGAUGAUCGUGACGAAAUAGAACUAUAUGAAAACAAACAACAGCGAGCAAGAGAUACACCGUACAUCUACGAAGGAAGUUAAUUAAAGGAACUAAGACACUUAAACAAUGUGGCAUACCGAAACCAUGAAUAGAGAGAUACAGAUGACUUAUUGCCGUC